CCUAAUCUGCAAUAUCCGCCGCCUGCUGGAGUCAACCCGUACCUUCUGGAACCCCAAAACAAAAGGAGGACUUCUACUCUCAUUUGUGCUCUACUUGUAUUAGAUCUCUCUCCCCUUCUUGUCUCGUCUCUCUCAGUUUCCGACCAAUCUCAAUUUGUUUCAAACCAAAGACAUACAUUUGUUUUUCACAUUCAGCACACAAUGGAGGGAGGUGCGGCAGCUCCAUCCAACGUUGGUGGAACCUCGGAAUCCGCGUCCUACACUUACUGGGUCAGGAAGGAUUUGAAGGACAGCAAGGACGCUGCUCCUCUCCCUGUCCCCCGCAAGCUCUCUCCUCAGGAUCUUCUAAAUAGUUCCAAUUCUCACUCUUCCAAUCAUCUCGGCUCUGCCUGGAACCGGGCUGGAACUUGGGAGGAGAAGAACCUCAACGGAUGGGCAAAUGAUACGAUUAAGGAGUUGCUUGGCUUUACUACCUUGGAAUUCUCUGGUGGGAGAGCAGAGAUAGUGGAAGUGUCAAAGUGUUCAGGCGAUGCAUUUUUGGUGACUGUUCGGAACAAGAAACGUGUUGGUUACACAUACGAGUUAACACUCAAAGUGAAAGGUGAGUGGAUGAUUGGAGAUGAGAAGAAGAAAGUCAAGGGGCACUUGGAUGUACCUGAGUUCUCUUUCGGUGAACUGGAUGACUUGCAGGUUGAAGUGAGACUCGAUGCUGAGAAGGAUUUUGUGCCUGAAGAUAAAGCACGAAUAAGAAAGGAUCUUAAGAUGUUUUUGCAGCCUAUACAGGAAAAGUUGAUUGAAUUUGAAAAGCAACUUAAGGAUAGGUAGAAUUGGUUUUCAUGGCUGGAUUCUGUUGUAGCUGUGGUUUGCGCAAGCAUCAGACUUUUUCUUAUAUUAUUACAGUUGAAGAUUCUGUGUAAGCUUGUAACAGGGAGGGAACCACUCCAUAUGGAACACACAGUAUAAUGGGAUCAAACAUUCUUUAUAUGUUUGUGCUGCA
Messenger RNA from Daucus carota subsp. sativus, 997 nucleotides. RefSeq lists its product as uncharacterized. Gene Ontology annotation, biological process: protein folding; positive regulation of ATP-dependent activity. Bases 202 to 825 code for a protein of 207 amino acids. The transcript is spliced from 6 exons. Gene Ontology annotation, cellular component: cytosol. The record is from RefSeq and is a predicted model, not a curated record. NCBI's taxonomy places the organism in Eukaryota, Viridiplantae, Streptophyta, Magnoliopsida, Apiales, Apiaceae. Gene Ontology annotation, molecular function: protein-folding chaperone binding; ATPase activator activity.